UUUGCUGGCGACCUGUGCUGUCUAUUGUGUUUAUGUUGAGCUCUUCACGGUUUUCUGCUGAAUGAAAACGGCAUUCACGUAGAAACAAAUCCUUAACAUUUCGUGAAUAUGGACUGGUAAACAUUUUUAAAUAUUAGGACACUUCAUGCAAAUGAAAAAAUGAAUAAAGGGUGGCUGGAGCUCGAGAGUGAUCCAGGCCUGUUCACUCUACUUGUGGAAGAUUUUGGGGUGAAAGGUGUCCAAGUUGAGGAAAUCUAUGAUCUUCAAAGUAAAUGUCAAGGUCCUGUUUAUGGCUUCAUCUUCCUGUUCAAGUGGAUUGAAGAACGUCGAUCCAGACGGAAAGUUAAUACUUUGGUGGAUGAGACCUCAGUCAUUGAUGAGGAAAUAGUAAAUGAUAUGUUUUUUGCUCAUCAGCUAAUACCGAAUUCGUGUGCCACCCACGCAUUGCUGAGUGUUCUUCUGAACUGCAGUGGAGUUGAGCUUGGCACCACCCUCAGUCGUAUGAAGGAUUUUACAAAAGGCUUUAGUCCAGAAAGCAAAGGUUAUGCAAUAGGAAAUGCUCCCGAGCUUGCCAGAGCACACAACAGUCAUGCCAGACCGGAGCCCAGGCACCUGCCAGAGAAACAGAAUGGGAUCAGUGCAGUGCGGACGAUGGAGGCCUUUCAUUUUGUCAGCUAUGUGCCCAUCAAAGAUCGCCUGUUCGAGCUUGAUGGUCUUAAGGCUUACCCCAUUGACCAUGGGCCGUGGGGUGAGGAUGAGGAAUGGACUGACAAGGCCCGUCGUGUCAUUAUGGAGAGGAUUGGACUGGCCACUGCUGGCGAGCCGUACCAUGACAUCCGCUUCAACCUCAUGGCAGUGGUGCCUGACCGCAGGAUGAAGUACGAGUCCAAACUGGAAAUUCUAAAGAAGAAUCGACAGAUUGUUCUGGAGGGGCUACAGAAGAUGAUCCGGCUCACUCAGACAGAGGCGGCCAAUGAUAAGAAGCAGCAGGACUCUUCUUCUCCAAGUGAGAAUACCACAACCAUCAAGAAAGAAGCAGAUUUAGGGCCAGACUCGGUGGAUGACACGGGUGUUCAUUCAAAGGAUGCUUCUAGCCCCUCAGGAAACACUAAAAUUAUGGGCAAACCAGCUCUGCCCACCACAGGGGGUCCACAGCACGUCACCAGUCCAAACCCCAUUGUUCAACGGCUGCCUGCCUUCCUUGACAACCACAACUAUGCCAAGUCUCCCAUGCAGGAAGAGGAAGAUCUUGCAGCCGGCGUGGCCCGCUCUCGGAUACAACCCCCUCCCCAGCCUCCCUACUCUGAUGACGAAGAUGAUUAUGACGAGGAUGAGGAAGAGGCGACGGCUUCUGCCAGCACAUCCAGCAGAUUUAGGCGGAAGGCAAGUCUGCGCUCUAGAGCAGGCCGGGUAGGGUCUGGGAUGGAGAGCCAGAUUGCCCUCAAUGUUUUAGCCGAGAAACUGAAGAAGGAGGCUCAGAGGAAAGAUGCUCUAAACACUCCUCUGUCCGUGCGCACCGAAGGCCGCACGGGCGGCGUUUCCAUCACAUCUGCUUCACAGCCCUCCCCCACACCCAGCAACGAAAGCACAGACACUGCCUCUGAGAUUGGCAGUGCCUUCAACUCCCCGCUGCGCUCUCCUGCACGUUCCCAGGCUGCCACGCGCCCAUCAAGUCCAGUAGCAUCCCAUCUGUCGCGUGUGCUGUUCGGAGAAGACGAGAUGCUGCGGCUGGACGCCAGACAUAACCGCGCUGUGAGAGAAGUAGGCCCCUCUGUCAGCGUAGCUCUGCUGCACUUGCAGGAGGAUGGAGUUAUUUAUGCUCUCCCUCCAUCUGGGGAUUUAUCCACUGAAGGCACAAAGCGGCCUUGCACUCCUGAAAAAGCAAAAACAAAGGACUCAACAGAUGAAAAAGACAUAAAAAAAGAGGGAGAUGAGGUACCAUCAUCUGUAGAGGUGAAGAAAGAAGAGGAGAGCAAUGAUGGAGCAGAGGUGAAAGCUGGGAAAGAAAAGCCUAGCGCUACAGAAUCAGCAGACAGCAAACCCACUGGAGAUAAAUACUCACCAAAGGAGCUGCUUGCACUGCUCAAGUGUGUUGAGGCUGACAUAGCCAAUUAUGAGGUGUAUCUAAAGGAGGAGGUAGAGAAGAGAAAGAAAUACAAGAUUGAUGAUCAGAGGAGGACCCACAAUUAUGACGAGUUUAUCUGCACAUUUAUAUCGAUGCUGGCCCAAGAAGGGAUGUUGGCCAGUCUGGUGGAGCAGAACAUUUCUGUGCGCCGCCGGCAGGGAGUGAGUAUCGGCCGCCUGCACAAACAGAGGAAGCCCGAUCGGAGGAAACGCUCUAGACCGUACAAAGCCAAACGUCAGUAAUCACAAACAGAAUGUCUGUGAGUAACAUCUGCGCACCAAGCAAUCACUGCAGAGAAAAAGAAACGCUGCUCCUGAAAUUCAUUCCUAGAGGCGUCGUCGUGUUAUAUUUUAACCAGAGCCUCUUCCAUUUCUUAAGUUGGAUCAUGUGUUUGGCCUUUUUUUAAAGUAUAAUUUCUGUAUAUAUUCUUCCAUUAUAGACUGUACAUCUUUCUCUUGUGCCAUUUAUAUCAAUAGAGUGUAAAUAUUGAAAAAAAGACAUGUCUGUAAUGAUGCAUGUAUACCUUCUUUUUUUAAAGACUCUUUCCAUGGGCCGUAAAAUAGUUAUUUUGUCUAUAUGUAACUGAGCAUUGACUCCAGUAACCAUAAGUCAAUAUUUCCUCAGUGCCAAUGAAGAAUUGAAUGUUGCACAGUUUGAUCAUCAGCAAACUUGUACAAGUUACCAACACCUACUGUACUGAAGGUGGUUCACUGGUUCUGGUUUCCAUCUGGAUAGACUUUCCAAAGGUUAUCUUUUUUUUUUCUCGUGCAUAUGGAUUUGUCUUGAGAUAAAGCAAAUGAAAGCACAUGCUCUUCUUUUAUUUUUGUACCUGAUAUGAAUCUCAAAGUGAGUGACUGUUCAGUUGGAUGUGUACGGCUGUGUGUUUUUGUACAUAUUUAUCUGUCACUUGGCUCACCUGUACACUGGGUUGAGCUGCUCUCUUUGUUUUGUUUUUGUCAGUUCAUUCGAAAAUAAAGUCAGUGAA
Messenger RNA from Menidia menidia (Atlantic silverside), 3110 nucleotides. NCBI's taxonomy places the organism in Eukaryota, Metazoa, Chordata, Actinopteri, Atheriniformes, Atherinopsidae. The record is from the annotation of a GenBank genome assembly.